This is a messenger RNA of Vicia villosa (hairy vetch), 2072 nucleotides long. RefSeq names its product acidic leucine-rich nuclear phosphoprotein 32-related protein-like. The record is from RefSeq and is a predicted model, not a curated record. The coding region runs from base 336 to 1745 and encodes 469 amino acids. Lineage: Eukaryota; Viridiplantae; Streptophyta; Magnoliopsida; Fabales; Fabaceae. Gene Ontology annotation, cellular component: nucleus. The transcript is spliced from 2 exons. Gene Ontology annotation, molecular function: histone binding.
CCUCUAUUUCCCUGCCCUAACCAGUAAACAAUAGAGAGAGAAAAUUAUAAAACAGAGCUAGAGAGAGAAACCAAACCCAAAAAUCUGCAAAAACCAGUGUAUUCGUAUUCGAAAUUUCACACUACAAUUUCAAUCUCUUCAUCCCUCAUCCACAACCGUUGAUUUCAAUUUUCAAUUUCGUUCAUCGUUUUCCCUUACACGAAAACACGUUAGGGUUCUUUUACAGCUUACGAAUUCAUUCAUAGCAGAAAUUUCAUACACGAAUUUCCACUUCGUUCAUAUUCGUGUAAUUCUAAGCGCGUGAUUUUUUUUUGGUUUGCGGCUUUUGGUUUUGUAUGAGAUAUAGGAUUACGUAUUUGAUGGAUGAGAUCUGGGAGAGGGCUGUGGAAACGGCGUUAGAAGGCGAGAAAGACCACGCCUCUGCUCGGACGUUAACGCUUGACGGCGCCGUUAAGUGUGUGCAAGGACGUUUACCUCCUCCGAGCCUUCUAGAGAGGUUCCAGAACCUUCAGCACCUUUCGAUUGCGAACGUCGGCGUUUCUUCUCUGGAGCAGUUCCCGAGGCUCCGGAGUCUUCAGAAGUUGAACCUCUCCGACAACCGGAUCGCCGGAGGACUUGAGUAUUUGGUUCAAGCGGGACUCGAUUCGCUGCGAGACCUCGAUCUGUCGAACAAUAGGAUUCAGUCGAUCGAGGAUCUCGCUCCGUUAGCGGAGUUGAAGCUUGUUUCGUUGGAUCUAUAUGAGUGUGCUGUUACUCGUGUUAAGGAUUAUCGAUCUAGGGUUUUUGGUUUGAUUAAGUCGCUUAAGUUCUUGGAUAAGAUGGAUGCGGAGGAGAACGAGAGGCCGGAGUCGGAUGAUGAGGAGGAUGAGGAUGAAGAGGAGGAGGAAGAGGAGGAGGAUCCUGGGAGUGGUGAGAUUGAUGGAGGAGAAGAAGAUCGACCGUUUGGGAUGAGCAAUGGUCAUAGUGAGGGGGUUGAUGGAGUUGUCGAUGCUGAUGAGGAAGAGGAGAGUGAUGCGGAUGAGGAGGUGACGGAGACUUCCAGGGGGAGGGUGAAUGGGGUGAACCAUCAGGAGAAUGGGUUCCAUGUUGCCCCUGCUGUGGGUGAUGACGUAGAGGAGGAAGAUGACGAUGAGGAUUCCGGGGAAGAGAUUGACGAGGAGGAGGGUGAUGAUGAUGAUGUGGUUGAGGUUCACGAGAUUGAUGAUAGUGAUGAUGACGACGAUGGGGUUGAGUUUGAUGAGGAUGAUGAUGAUGACGAUGAUGAUGAAGAGGUUGAUAAUGAUGAAGGGGAUUUUGCUGAACCUGAGAGUACUUCUGGACGGUUGGUGAGUACUGAAGGCGAGAUUGAUGGGCACGAGCAAGGUGAGGAAGAUGGAGACGAAGAUGACAAUGGGGAGACUGGUGAAGAUGAGAUGGGAGUAGAAGAAGAUGAAGAUGACGAUGAUGAUGAUGAUGAUGGGGAGUUUGAAGAUGAAGAUGAGGAAGAAGACUAUGGUGCUGGAUAUCUUGUUCAGCCAGUUGGACAGGCUGAGGCUCUCAACGAUGAUGCUGCUGAAAUUUUUGAAGUGGAAAACGAGGAUGGUGAAGAGGAGGAAGAAGUUGACGAUGAUGAAGACGAUGAUGUUCAAGAAGUGUUACCUCCUGCCUCUUCACACCCCAAGAGGAAGAGGGACAACGAUGGUGAAGAUGACGAGGAAGACGAAGAUGAAGCAGCACUCACAAAGCCAUCCAAGAAGCACCAUUGAUGGCCACACCAUUAUAAAUUAUAUCAUGUUCUUGUUCUGUGAUGACUUCCAUGUAUUGGAAGCAGAGAAACCUCAGUUUAGAUAUAGAACAAUGGUUAGUCUUUAGGAAUUUAGCUGUUGGACAGAGGACAUACUAGGAAAAGGAAUUGUGUGUUGGGUGGAAAUGUGUUAAGUUCAAAAAGUUGUUUUUUUCCCUCAUGGCUUUCACAUAUAGCCGUUGCCCUAUUAAUCAAAUUUUCAAAUGGUAGUUAGUUAUCAAGAGGUUUACCGCUCAUGUGCUCAAUGCAGGUGUGUUUGGCUUAUAAAAAGGAGUUUGCUUGUUGAUUC